AUGAUCGUAAAGCACGGCAAUUGUUUCUUACAAUUGUCCAAGCUCCGUCAGAUUGUGACUAAUAUGAUCAGCGAUUGGCAAAAGAAAAUGAUCGACGAGGAGUUGGCGAUCAUGAAUAAGUACGCCAAGAGGGGAGCGUUGUUCUCCUUUCUGUAUAGCACUGAGGAAAAGAACAAUAUUCGACUAACUAUAUACAUUGGAGUGUCCGUGUUUUCUACCGCGCCCCUCAUACCGUUCAUCCUGGACCUAAUUUCACCUUUGAACGAGUCUCGUCCACGUUUGUACGCCUAUAAAGCCUACUGUUACUUCAAUCCGGACGACUACUAUUAUUACGUCGUGGGAUAUCGUUUCGAGUAUGCGGUGGCCACCGUUGAAAACUCAACGAAGGAGGAAAUAUACAAAAUGAGGAGAGCAAGUUAUAUGAAACUUCGUGCAGCUUUCCAAAGUCACAAUGCAGCUAUGGAAUGUCUGAUGAAAAUUGAGGCGACGUACACGUUGAACCUGGUUCCUCAGGUAUUCAUCACGAUUGUAGUAUUCAGUGUCACGUUGUUCCAGAUAGCCGUGACAGAAAUUAGCUUCGAUAUAUGCAGAUUGUGCACGUUCCUGAUCGCACAAACUGUACACAUGCUGUUUUUGACGAUUCAGGGACAGUUCGUGAUCGAUUCGCAUGAUACAGUAUACGAGGCAAUUUGGUAUAAGAUGCCACCUAAACUUCAGUUGCUAGACGUUGUAGCGCUUAGAAAAAGCCUAACUCCUCCUAUACUGACGGCGGGAGGGUUGAUGCGGUUAGAUUUGAAUUCUUUCGCACAGCUGCUGAAAGCUUGCGUCUCGUAUUAUACGGCACUGCGACCUAGCUACUCGGUCGAGAAAUUCUAG
Molecule: messenger RNA, 876 nt
Organism: Habropoda laboriosa
Lineage: Eukaryota; Metazoa; Arthropoda; Insecta; Hymenoptera; Apidae
Exons: 8
Coding region: 1-876 (291 amino acids)
Biological process (GO): sensory perception of smell; detection of chemical stimulus involved in sensory perception of smell
Cellular component (GO): plasma membrane
Molecular function (GO): odorant binding; olfactory receptor activity
Source: RefSeq, a predicted model, not a curated record